CCAAAGUUGGUUUGCCAACCGCCAUUAAACGUCAAAGAAGAAGAAGAAUAUUUGGCUCUCCCCGACGGGAAUAGGCUCUUCUAGAGUUCACCUAAAUAAGGAAAGUGAAAAACAAAUGACGCCAUAAGUCUGGCUUUUUAAACGGCUGCAUUUGUGGUCUGAAAUCAAUCUCUAAGCGCUCUUUGAUAAAUCGGAGUGGGAAGACACUGACUCUAAAAUGAGUUCUUCAGUUGCUGGAUCAAGCAGUGGUCAACUCAUGGAGACUCCUUCCUCUGCAUUCAGUGAUUCAGUAGUGAUGUUUUACGUCAGGGAGAAGAGUUUGAGUCCAACACCCGUCAGUGUGACACAGACGAGUAACUCAUCCAUGGAUCAACCCCUUAGAUUCAGUGAUGGAGUAGUGUCUAUAUUGGCAGCAUUUCGGUCUUGGUUUGGAUAAUUUUACUGCAUUUCAGAUUUAAUACAUUUUAUGAAAUAUGCAGUGCAGGGGUGCAUAAUUCUCAUGGUCUCCAGCUGUCCUUGUAGCCACUGUCAUUAUAAUUUGUGCAGCUCUUUAUCACGGCUAUCGGUGCAACCGUCCCAACAUGCUGUCCCUUACCAAAACAAACACUGAUGUAAAAGUUUGCCAUAACAUUAUAUAAUUGUAAUUUUAUGGAUUAAUAAAGAACCCCCUUCAAUAGUGAGAUAUCGCUCCUUUUUUUAUUUAAGUUUGAGUCUAAGGUGGACUAAUGUCCUUCUCUCUCACCCUCUCUUUGUCCUGCACACACACACACACACACACACACACACAUAUACACAUACACAUACACACAUACAUACAUAUAUGUUGGUAUUUGUGGUUUACGGGGACUCUCCAUAGGCGUAAUGGUUUUUAUACUUUACGUGCUAUUGCCCUACACCAACCCUACACCUAAACCUACCCCUUACAGGAAACGUUGUGCAUUUUUAGAUUUUCAAAAAAACACCAUUCAGUAUGUUUUUAAGCCUUUUGAAUUACGGGGGCAUAGGCAGUGUCCUCAUACGUUUACGUUGAGGGUUGGAUGAAAGAAUGGAUGAAACGCAUUUGUCCGUGUUUCACUCCGUCUCGAAUCGCACUCGCAGAAAGCGCUCGAGAAACAGUAUCUCUUCCGCGGCUCGGUACGCUUUCAACUCGCUUUUUUUUUUUUUUGUCUCGAGCCUUGGUCAAAAGACUGUAGGACAUUUACAUGAUUUGACUGAUUUUUACGUUAGAGAGCGUGACAGCGCACCGCAUUAAAAUAAAUGAUCAUUCAUGUUUUCAUACCGCUAGCCAAAUUCAAAAACGAAACUAAAAUUAAAACAUCUUUGAGAGCAAGGGGGCCCCCUGGUGUUUCGUACAGGGAGGAUCGGCUCUGGUUUUAGGCCACUAGUAUUUUCAGCAGCUGAAAAAUGGGUUUAAGUCAGUUAUUUUUAUCCUUUGCUGUAGUGUGUCAGUAGAAAAUAUAAGUUUACAUUUCCAAACAUUCAUUUUGCCAUUAAUAAUCUCACUAGAUUAUUAAAUCUAGUGAGAUUGUUGUCUGACAACAGCCAGUGCUCCACACAGAGAUCUGAUCAGGGCCCGUAUUUAUCAAGCCUCUAUAAGAAUUACUCUCAAGAACACUGCUAAGAAUUGACUUAAGUGAAAAAAAAAAAAAAAAAAAUCUUGGCUCAAUGCUGCGCUUAAAAGUUAGUUAUCAAUCCUCUCAGUCAUCAAAUCUUAAGUGUCAGUCUUGAACAUGAUUCACGACACUUUGCUGUACCACAAACGGAUUUUGGAUGACGACAUACACAUGGACCAAUCACUGAAUAGAUUUCCUUAAUUAAGAAUAUUCUCAGAUAACUUCACACUGAAUGGUUAAAUUCCUAAUAGGAGUUUACAUUCAACACACAUUUGACAAUAAAGAAUUUUCAAGAGAUGCCUUUGACGACAGCGAAAGAUUAUUAUUAUAAUUAUCCUUCAAAAAUAGACUAGUGCCUAUCUUUAGUGAUGCAGCGCAGAGAGCCGCUCCGGUGGCCGUGGAGCCACAGAGGCGUGCAGUGUAAAUAAGGGGUAAGAGAUUUAUUCAUCAUACAGUGUAGAUCACAUAACACUCGCACUAGACUGAAGUCAGUAAUGAUGUUCUUUGGUAAUGUAAAUCUUCUUUGCUCGUUUUGAAUAACUGAGGAAAUGUAACCGUUUGAUUAAGUGCUCAUCACCAAACAUUUCAAGCACAUUCUUCCUCUCCUGAGAGAUACACACACGUCUCUGUCUCCUCAGCACCAUCACAAGCCUCUACUGGCAACUCCUAACCACUUGAGAGACCUCUCAAGCUGUCUUAAAUAACUGGAAGAGUAAGAGUGAUUCUUAGCUUUAAGAAAUUUGAUAACUUGCUUUUAUACUUAAGUUUGAAAGUAGGAGCAAAUUGCAUGAAUUCUCAGCACUUAAGACUAAAAUGGCACUUUGAGAAGCUUGAUAAAUACGGGUCCUGAUCAUCAUCAGUCUGUCUGGAAUGACAUGAAGAAACAUAACAAACUGAGACUAAAUCCAGAGGAACUGUGGCAAUGACUCCAAGAUGCUUCAAGAAACCUACCUGCAAAGCUUCAGUACCGUUCAAAGUUUUAGGCACUUGUGUAAAAAUGCUGUAAAAUGAGGAUGCAGACAAAAAUAAUGUCAUAAAAUACAUUUUCUUUAUCAGUUAACUUCUAUUAACUAAGUUAAAUCAACAUUUGGUGUGAGCAUCCUUUGAGAUUACAGCAGCUUUUGCCCUCGGUGCACUUGAGCAGAGUUUCUCAGGGAGCUUUGCAGCUACUGACACACUAAAACAAAAGAUAGAAAAAACUGACUUAAAACCAUUUUUUAGCUGCUGAGAAUACUAGUGGCCUAAAACUUUUGUUCAGUAUAAUAUGAUUAAACAGACUAUAAGGCCUGUAUGAAUAAUAGAUUGUUUUGAACCUGAACAAAUACAUAGGCCUGUAACUUAAUGCUUAUUUUAAACUUCAAAAGGACAUUUCAGUGAAACACAACUGGUAAACUGAGUUUAACCAAACCGAUAAACUCUGUGAAUAGUAUUGUUUUAUUAAACUGCUUUAAGAGCACAAUCAAGACUGUUUUGACUUUUUUUCUUCUAGUGACACAAAAUGGACAUCAAAAGAAUGAUGACUGAUGUACUUGAGGAUCUUGUGGAUAAAGAGCUCAAACAAUUCAUCUGGCAGCUGUGUAAUAAUGUGACGGCAGGCAUUGAGCCGAUUCCUCGAGCAAAGCUUCAGACUUCUGAUCGUGAGGAUGUGGUGGACUGCAUGGUAAAGCAGUAUCCUGAUGACGCAGUGAAGAUCGCAGUCCAAGCGCUGCGCAACAUGAAACAAAAUGAGCUCGCAAAGCGCAUUGAAUUAAAACUUCAAGAAGUUCAGCAGCCUGUACAGGAGGAACCAAGAAAUAAUCCAGAGUCUAUGGAGCUGGAGCCCAUCCAGUCUGACUGGCACAGACCAUACAGCAUUACUGCAUGCAGCCAACAAUUUAAGCAACUAAUUCUCAGAGAAAAGGAAAAUGAUGUUUAUAUACCAACGAGCAGGUCUCAGAGGAAAGGUUUAGCUCUGCUGAUCACCAACAUUAAAUUUGACCACUUAAGUCACAGGGAUGGUGCAGAGAAAGAUGAGGCGAACAUGGAGUGGCUGCUGACAGCUUUGGGUUACAGCGUUGAGAAACACACAAACCUCUCUGGAGAUGCAAUAAAUAUGGCAGUCAAGAACUUCUCUAAACGUCAUGAACAUCGAGACUCGGACAGCACCUUUGUGGUCAUUAUGUCUCAUGGGGAAAGAAUCCAGAAUAAAGAUGCCAUUAUAGGUGUCCGUUAUCAGAGAAAUAACCCCAAUGAUAUCUUCUUUGUUGAGGACAUCUUCUCCCAUCUUAACUCAGAGAAGUGUCCUGCUCUGAUCGAUAAACCAAAGGUUAUUCUCAUUCAGGCCUGCAGAGGAGGUAAAUAUGGAGGUCUGUAUGUUAGUGACAGUGCGCCUGAAUCAGACUCCUGGGUUCACAGGGAGAAAGACUUUGUCUGCUUUAUGUCCAGCCUCCCUGGUAAGAGAAAAAAAAUGAAAAUAAAAACACUGACUGAUCCUGCCAAUGGAAGUUAUUUCAUCAUGUACAUUGUGGAUGUGUUCAGCACAAGCGCUCAUAAAUAUGGCAUUAUGGAGUUGUUCAGGAGGGUGGCGUCACGCAUGGAGAAAGACCAACGUUUCACACACGAGAUGAUGAAACUAUUGCCGUGUAUUGAAAGGACGACCCUUGUGAGGAAAUUCUACCUGUUUCCUGGACUCUAAUGAUGUGAAAUCAGUUUAGACGCAAAACCCUACAGGUGAAUAGGGUAAAAACUACAUAAAACAUCACCAUACUUCCUCAGUUGAUUAAUCACAGUACAUUUCAGAAAACUUGAAAUAUAAGACAAAUUUCUUAAUGUUGUUUAAACAUGCAAAUAAGGCAUUAUCUAACUAAAUAUUCAUGCAUUUACAUGAAUUUCUUAAUAAUAAAGAACAGAAAUCUAAAACAUCAAAUAAAGUCAGGUUCAAUAUUCAGAAAACAACUCAAUUUGAGAAAACAACAUCUAAAGACGUAUUGUAAUUUGAGGAUUUAUGUGUGUGUUACUUCAAGAGAGAAACCAUAUAUCUAUGUUGAUUUAUUUUCUUUCUUUUAUACUCAUUCAUUUAUAAUCAUUUAUCAUUUAAUCCUUGUAUUAUCCCAUUUAAUGAUACAAUCAUUUACAAUAAUUUCAUCGAUUUAUUCACUGAUUUGUCAUUUAUAUUGUAUUUUUUAUUAUAUUAUUAUUUUUCCAUUUUUGUUUAUUCUUAUGGUGUAGUUUCAAGAGAUAUUUGUGUUCAUGAGUAAGAGAUCAGAGAAUGUCUCUAUUUCAGGUUUUUUACACACACAACGAUGUGAAGCAGUAAUUUCCCAACACUUGUUGGAUUUGGGCUGGUCAGAGAUCAGAUGGAGUCUGAGCAUUGAGUAAAGCAGAGUUUAUUGAAUAAUCUGAGUUACGUAUGUUUCAGUCAACUUCUUGGCUGAUAGAAGAUUGUUAAUAGGCUACAGUUUGGGGUAGUAUAGAAAUUUUUUUACUUUUGGAUAUAAAAUGGAUAUCUAACAAACUGAAAUAAAUCCAUAUAUUAGAAUAAAAUAAAAACUUAACGAGUAUUUUGGAUGUUUUCUUUCCCUAUAGUCUGAAAGAAGACACAUUAAGUAGCCCAAAAUCUACAGCUUUACCAGUGCAUGAAAAACAAUGGUUCAAUUCAAUUCAAUUCAAUUCAAUUCAAUUCAAUAAAAACAUAUUCUAUACACAGUAUAAUAAGUGGAAUUAUAAUUUUAUGCAUUUUUCACUUUUGUUUACUUAAACAUUUCAUUUAACAAAAUUAUCUUAUAUACUACACUAUUGCCAUAUUACUGUAUUAACCAUAAGUUAACUGCUAAGGAGUCGCCUUCAUGCAGUAUAGUGACAAUGUGCACUAAUGUUUCCAUCAGCUGGCUCAAAGAACCUCUAUUGCGUAUCUUGUUUGUUUGAGAAGUUUGAUAAAAGUGCAAAUUAAUCAAUAAAGCUUUUCUAAUCUGUUA
This is a messenger RNA of Onychostoma macrolepis, 5566 nucleotides long. RefSeq names its product caspase b-like. Gene Ontology annotation, biological process: proteolysis. The transcript has 9 exons. Gene Ontology annotation, molecular function: cysteine-type endopeptidase activity. The record is from RefSeq and is a predicted model, not a curated record. The coding region runs from base 3112 to 4287 and encodes 391 amino acids. NCBI's taxonomy places the organism in Eukaryota, Metazoa, Chordata, Actinopteri, Cypriniformes, Cyprinidae.